This is a messenger RNA of Owenia fusiformis, 1528 nucleotides long. The record is from the annotation of a GenBank genome assembly. Lineage: Eukaryota; Metazoa; Annelida; Polychaeta; Sabellida; Oweniidae.
GCCUUGACUCACAUAUACCUUGGAAGCAAUGCGUUAAUACCCAUAGAACGUUUAUAGCGUCUCUCAAACAAAGUGAACUGUGAUGGGGAUAUUACUUCUAUAUUGUUCCUCUAUUUUGAUUCUGGAACAGAUUGGAUUUGGGUAUUCUCAAACGACAGUAUUUGAGAAGAACAUCCUCAAAAGACAUAAUGAACUGAGAGCUCUUCAUGAAAAUACACCUCCUUUGAAAUGGCAUAAGUCGAUGGCAACGCGUGCCCUGAAUUACUGCAGAUCGCUGGCGCGUACCGGAAGGUUUGCCCACUCCUCGAGUGCAUCACGCAAGAAUCCCCAUGCUGGUGAGAAUCUUUGGAGAAUGUCAUCCACCAUCAAGGCGCAACCAAAUCAUCUAGACAGUUUUGGGAUUAAGGCUGCUCAAGAUUGGUAUGAUGAGAUCAAGUAUUACGAUUACAAAAAACCUGUCUUCGGCACAAAGACUGGUCACUUCACACAAUUAGUCUGGGAUAACACUGAAUCGGUUGGUUGUGGUUUAGCUAGCGGAAAGAAGGGAAUGUGGAACACGUAUACCGUCUGUUGUCAGUACACGCCACCUGGCAACUACAUUGGGCAAUUCGCUCAACGAGUCCAUCGACUGAAACCGAAAAUCACCACAACAACAACUACGACAACCACACCAAGACCAGAAACUAAGGAUCACGUACCGACAAGACCAAAAAAUGGAGGCAUGCUAAAGAGAUGCUUGAGAGGUACAUGCACGGCUACAUACUCAUGUGACACAUGCUUUACACUAAGUGGGCCUGCAAAAGCCAAAUGCAAAAGUACAAGAUCAUGUGAAGGUUCUUCACGUUUUUGUGAUCCAGUUGGACCAGACCACGAGGACGAGAAGACCUGUGUUUUAAAAAAGCGUGGGAACACAUGUGAUCGACUAACUGGAUGCACAUUUAUGUGCCCGCAACUCAAUUCACCAGUACACGGAUCUAUAACGCCUACCGCAACAACAGCUGGUACAAGCAAAUCAGGAACAAAAGCUACGUACGCAUGUGAUACGGGAUAUGUUCUGGUUGGUACCAAGCUAAGGACGUGUGGUAGAGAUGGGAUGUGGAGCGGUAGUGCGCCUGGUUGUGUAAAAGCUGGUGCUCUUGGAGUAGAAUUCAAUGCACAGACGAAACUAUGUGGAGAUCAAAACGGAAAUCCAACCGUGAAAAUAGGCCAAGAUGCUGCUAUGGAAGUCACCCUAAAAUAUACAUUUAAUAAUCCGAACAAAUUGAAAACCGUGGAUGCGAUCUAUCAUGUCCUUGUGGACGGCCCGGGUAGGGGUUUAGUUGAAACCAAAUUGGCGACAGUACCAAAAGCGACAACUAACCGACCUGGGACAGCUACAAAUAUGCCAAAUGGCGAUUCGUACAAAUCGAAAUUCAUAUGUUCAAAGACCGGAACAUUUACAUUAAAAUUUUCAUCAUGGUUAUCUGGCCAAUCUACGAAAAUUGUCGAGUCAUGUGAAAUUAAAUGUGUAAACUAGGGAUUAUUGGUG